This is a messenger RNA of Mus musculus (house mouse), 1181 nucleotides long. RefSeq names its product phosphodiesterase 6G, cGMP-specific, rod, gamma (gene Pde6g). The record is from RefSeq and is a predicted model, not a curated record. Gene Ontology annotation, biological process: positive regulation of G protein-coupled receptor signaling pathway; visual perception; positive regulation of epidermal growth factor receptor signaling pathway. Lineage: Eukaryota; Metazoa; Chordata; Mammalia; Rodentia; Muridae. The transcript is spliced from 4 exons. Gene Ontology annotation, molecular function: cGMP binding; 3',5'-cyclic-nucleotide phosphodiesterase activity; spectrin binding. Bases 445 to 708 code for a protein of 87 amino acids. Gene Ontology annotation, cellular component: photoreceptor outer segment.
AGAUAGAUAGAUAGAUAGAUAGAUAGAUAGAUAGAUAGAUAUAGACAUAGAUGAUAGAGAAUUUGCCAAUAUAUGACAUGAAGAAAUAGGGAUCCAGAACAACAUGAGGUAGAGGAGGAGGCCUUUCUUUCCUGAGAAGGGACCUGGAACUAGGGAAAGCAGCCUAAGUCUGAGCACUUGGAAAAGAAGGCAAGUUGCUCACCUCAGGAUCAGGAAGGAAUGUCCUUUGUACCUAUCCUCAGAAGGCUCUCAACAGAGUGACAAGGUUGGGUCAGAUUCCAGUGUGUGGGAGGGGUGGGGAACAGACAAGGGUGUUCAGUGGCUACCUGCAAGGGGAGGUAGUAAAAAGGCCUGCUUUAAGACAGAAACCUGCAUGAGGACACCAGCCCAGCCUGACAGAGUCCAGAAGCUAAGGGUCACUGCAGUGUCUCUGCCAGCCUCACCAUGAACCUGGAGCCACCCAAGGGUGAGAUUCGGUCAGCCACCCGGGUGAUAGGAGGACCAGUCACCCCCAGGAAAGGACCACCUAAGUUUAAGCAGCGGCAAACAAGGCAGUUCAAGAGCAAGCCCCCCAAGAAAGGCGUGCAAGGGUUUGGGGAUGACAUCCCUGGAAUGGAAGGCCUGGGGACAGAUAUCACCGUCAUCUGCCCUUGGGAGGCCUUCAAUCACCUAGAGCUGCACGAGCUGGCCCAGUAUGGCAUCAUUUAGUCAGAUCCCUGCUAUGUGAGCCCUGGGGAAGAAACCUGCUGAAGACUCCCUCCCCCCUCUGCAAACCCUGUCCAGGACCCAAACCUGAGCCUGAGUCCCUAGCCAGGUUACCAUGGCCUCCCCCGGGACAAUCUCAGGCCCUGACACCAGCUACUGAGAGCCUACAGCCUCCCACAGGAUACCCUGUUGACCUGAAGUCACUGGUCAGCAGAAAGAAGGGAGUGGGACCCAGCCCCACUUCCUGUCCUUUUUGUGGCUGUAAUGCAGGGCUCCCCUUUGUUCCCCUGAACUGCCUUCUGAGGGUGAGAAAGUUCCUCUGUCUUGUAGCCCUUCCAGAUGGGUGUCUUGGGGUGGGACACUGUCCUGGGGUGAGGUGGCAAGAGAGACUAAGCUACUCCAUCCGUUAUAACAACCUUCCCAACAUACUCUUGUCCCUUGUCCCUAUUUCAAAAUAAAGUCAGCAUGUCCUUGCA